Messenger RNA from Hemiscyllium ocellatum (epaulette shark), 1562 nucleotides. RefSeq names its product cysteinyl leukotriene receptor 2-like. Gene Ontology annotation, molecular function: G protein-coupled receptor activity. Lineage: Eukaryota; Metazoa; Chordata; Chondrichthyes; Orectolobiformes; Hemiscylliidae. The transcript is spliced from 2 exons. Gene Ontology annotation, cellular component: plasma membrane. Gene Ontology annotation, biological process: G protein-coupled receptor signaling pathway. The record is from RefSeq and is a predicted model, not a curated record. Bases 52 to 996 code for a protein of 314 amino acids.
UUUUUUGAAAAGCAGAAACGUCCGAGUGCUCCGAUUUUCACCAAGCAGAGAAUGAAUAACACCAGCAACUUUGAAGAGGAGUCAUGUUCGUACAUCGACAAAUUCAAAGCUGGCAUCUUUGUACCAACGUAUAUCACCAUAUUUAUUUUUGGAUUUAUUCAAAAUGUCUUCUGUUUAUACGUAUUCCUGAAGCUAUACAAGAAGAAGACGGCAUUCAGCAUCGUUAUGGUAAAUCUGGCAAUAUCGGAUCUGCUCUUUGUCUGCACUUUACCCUGGCGGGUUCACUAUUAUUGGAAUGACAGGAAAUGGGAGCUUUCAAAUGCUUUCUGCAUGUUGCUGACUUAUGCUCUGUACCUCAACAUGUACUGCAGCAUCUAUUUUUUGACUCUGAUGAGUGUUUUGCGGUACUUCGCCGUAGUGCAUCCAAUUAAAGGUUUGAAGUAUAGAAAUGUUGGAACUGUGCGAAUCAUGUGUGUUGCAGUCUGGGUGUUUGUGGGAGCAGUAUCCAGCCCUUUGCAAAUUAGCAAUUACAAUAUGACAAGUGAACAAUGCUUUGAAUUCAGCAAUGCGACUACUCAAAUAUAUCCCAUGAAUUUGUUUUCCGUGAUCGUGGGUUGUAUUAUUCCGUUCUUUAUUAUCAUUGUAUGCUACAUAUCUGUUGUUAAGUCUUUGUUAACUUCAAAGAUAACGCAUCAGCAGCAAUUUAGCUCCCGCAGAAAAGCUGUAGUCGUAAUUAUUAUAAUAAUAUUUAUAUUUCUAAUCAAUUUUCUGCCUUAUCACAUUCUACGAACUGUGUACAUUAGCCUAAAGACAAGCAACAAAAAUACAUACCGAACUCCUUGUGUAGUUCAUACAGGUUCAGUGGUUACCCUAUGUAUUGCAGCGAUCAAUCCCUGUUUGGACCCGUUUUUAUAUUACUUCGCAUCAGAAAACUUUAGGGAUAAGCUGACAAGCACAGUGCAGAACAUAUUCAAAGGCAUCUCCUCUGCCGAUUAAUCAAACGUGAUUACAUUUGUAAAUCUAAUAAUUAUCAUUUAUGAUCGAUGGUUUUCGGUAUUUCUCCUAUUGCAGAAUCCAAAAAGUGACGUUAAAACUACUUUCUAACAAAUAAUUAAUUUUGAUUUUAUUGCCAUGGCAGUUGUGGUCUGCAAGCAAGUUACUCCGUACAACGUUUUCCUGCGAGUAUGAUUCCAGGCUGAAAGAUCAAUUGAGUCCUUUUUGUCUUUUAAGAGUAAUGAGGCUUUUUCUUACACGAUGUUGUUCGAACAUUAUAAGUAAUUCCGCGUUGAAACAAUUGCAGAUUCGGUUGCUUUGUGUUUCCUUUUAAACCUGCAACUGGAAUAGCCAGCUCAAGAAUCCUGUGAGACAUCUGAAUUCCUUCAAACCUGGCCUUCUAUGCAUGUCUAAUUUGAAUCACUCCACCAUCGCUGGGUAUUCAGCUGUUCAGGUCCUAACAGCUGAGUUUUCUCCCGAAACCCCUCUAUCUCACUAGCUCUUUUUUCUUCUUUAUUGUCAUUCCUUAAAAUCCACUUCUUUUACAACGUUUUCAAUCAUCUGCACUA